AGUCGGCUGCCACACCACACACAUGAGCAUGAGCUCCAAAACCAUGUCCGCCUUCGCCCGCCGGUUUUUUUCCCCCGUCCGCCGCCGAUCGUUUGGGUCCCCUGCUGACGCCUAUAAAAUCCUCGGCCGGCCUCCCCCCUGCGUUCGGCAACACACACAUCCAUCGUCCUCGUCCUCGUCCUCACAAACUCCUUGUGCUUUCAGCGUGCGUGCCACUCACUGCUAAAAGAGCUGCUUCUUCUCACUAGCCAUCCAGCCUUUGUUUCCUACAAUCCUACUGUAACUUUCAAGUCUGCAACCGCAAAGAGCCGAGAGAUGUCGACGGUGAGCCGUGCAUCCCUUGAACAGAAGCUUGCCCUCGCCAAGCGCUGCUCGCGAGAGGCGACCCUUGCCGGAGCCAAGGCGGCAGCUGUGGCAACGAUCGCCUCCGCGAUUCCCACCCUGGCGAGCGUGAGGAUGCUGCCAUGGGCGAAGGCCAACAUCAACCCCACCGGACAGGCACUCAUCAUCUCCACGGUUGCUGGGAUGGCCUACUUCAUCGCCGCCGACAAGAAGAUCCUGUCGCUGGCGAGGCGGCACUCGUUCGAGAACGCACCGGAGCACCUCAAGAACACCUCCUUCCAGGGCACCGGCAGGCCACACCCGGCCUUCUUCAGGCCAUGAGAAUGAGAGGAAACAUGUGUCGAGUUACACUCGUCAGUACAAGCACCGGAGAUGAUGCUGUCGAUGUCUGAAUAAACUGCGAGGCGGACGUACGGUCUCGUAGCGCGCGCACUAAUCAUCGAUGUACUAGUAAUAGUAUUCUAGUAGUACGUAUAUACUAGUAUAUAUGCGCUGUAAUUACUUUGUGGUACUCAAUUUCAGAAUGAAUGCAAAUUUAAUUUAUCUUCCAAA
Molecule: messenger RNA, 894 nt
Organism: Sorghum bicolor (sorghum)
Lineage: Eukaryota; Viridiplantae; Streptophyta; Magnoliopsida; Poales; Poaceae
Product: early nodulin-93
Exons: 3
Coding region: 316-663 (115 amino acids)
Source: RefSeq, a predicted model, not a curated record